Messenger RNA from Phytophthora nicotianae INRA-310, 812 nucleotides. RefSeq lists its product as hypothetical. NCBI's taxonomy places the organism in Eukaryota, Oomycota, Peronosporomycetes, Peronosporales, Peronosporaceae. The coding region runs from base 226 to 723 and encodes 165 amino acids. The transcript has a single exon. The record is from RefSeq and is a predicted model, not a curated record.
UCAGUGGCUGCCUUCAGCUGGGAAGCUUUCCCCACAAGUGCCUCGCUCCGUCGCCACCAAGUUAUCCAAGUUGAUCCUAUCCACCGCGACCAGUGAAGCCGUCCCGCAUGCCGAGUACUGUGUAAGCGCAAAGGCGAGCUCGGUGGCACGGCUACUUCAAGGUCUCCAAAAAUUAUCAGAUCCCCGUGCUCGUGCUCAAGGAGCUCACCAUCGCAGUGGCAGUGAAUGCAAUGCAGCAUAGAAAAAUGGACCCAAGCCAGCCGUACUGUGGCUGUCGAACUCUUAGACACGAGCUCCAAGCUGGCACGCACAUGCUCGCAAUGCUGGAGCGACCGAGUGUCGUUCCAAGUGCUCAUCGCUCGCUACCUUGGAUUUGCAGCUGCAGCCAUUGUUCCCAGCUGCUGGAGGCGAUGGCGACAGCGUGAUGAUGCUGUGUUUGCAGCUCGAUCAUGUCCUCGAAUGUCAUCAUUUUGCUGGCACAGUAGCGCUCUUUACAAUGCAGGAGCUACCAUUCGCCGACGGCGUCACGCUGAGAAAUGUUGUAUCUUGCGUGCCUACUCCGCGGAUUGUAGCUUGAGAUUCAUCGCUGUUAGCUGCAGCCAUGAGUUGAUCAGCUGUCGACUUGAGCUUUGUACUGAGUGCGCGGCGUCCAUGGCGCUGAAACCUACGAAUGGAGUGGGCCUGCGCUUUGUCUGUCGGUUUAUCGGCAAUUCCCACGGGUGAAAUAGUGCAUGUAAUAGACCUUUCGUACUGGGACAUAUGAAUACCCAACUACGUCGGUCUGCUCUACCAAAUCCCAAAUCCCUCGCAAA